AGCGAGCCGGGCUGGUUCGGGUCACGCCGCGCCGCCACGGGAGAGCCAGUGCUGCUCUGAGCCGAGGGAAAAGGGGCGAGAUGGCGUCGUGUGUGGGGAGCCGUACCCUGAGCAAGGACGACGUGAACUACCGGCUGCACUUCCGCAUGAUCAACGAGCAGCAGGUGGAGGACAUUACGCUGGAGUUCUUCUAUCGCCCGCACACCAUCACCCUCCUUAGCUUCACCAUCCUCAGUCUCAUGGCCUUCGCCUUCACCAGGGAUGAUUCUGUCCCAGAGGAUAAUAUUUGGAGGGGUAUCCUCUCUGUGAUUUUCUUCUUUCUAAUCAUCAGUGUUCUAGCUUUUCCUAAUGGACCCUUUACACGUCCCCACCCUGCAAUAUGGAGGAUGGUUUUUGGUCUCAGUGUGCUCUAUUUUCUGUUCCUGGUGUUCGUGCUCUUCCUUAACUUUGAGCAGGUAAAAGCAGUGAUGUACUGGCUGGAUCCUAAUCUUCGAUAUGCCACAAGGGAAGCAGAUAUUAUGGAGUAUGCUGUGAACUGUCAUGUUAUCACCUGGGAGAGAAUCCUCAGCCACUUUGAUAUAUUUGCUUUUGGGCAUUUCUGGGGCUGGGCUAUGAAGGCUUUGCUGAUCCGCAGCUAUGGGCUGUGCUGGACUAUUAGUAUCACCUGGGAGCUCACUGAGCUCUUCUUCAUGCACCUUCUGCCUAAUUUUGCUGAAUGCUGGUGGGAUCAAGUAAUUUUGGACAUCCUGCUUUGUAACGGGGGUGGCAUCUGGUUGGGCAUGGUAGUUUGUCGUUUCUUGGAGAUGAGGACCUAUCACUGGGCAAGCUUCAAGGACAUUCACACGACCACAGGGAAAAUCAAAAGAGCUGUAUUACAGUUCACACCAGCCAGCUGGACCUAUGUCCGCUGGUUUGACCCUAAGUCUUCAUUUCAAAGAGUGGCUGGAAUCUACCUUUUCAUGAUCAUUUGGCAGCUGACUGAGUUGAACACAUUCUUUCUGAAACAUAUCUUUGUGUUCCAAGCAAGCCACCCUUUAAGCUGGGGGAGAAUUCUCUUCAUAGGAAUCAUUACAGCGCCCACUGUAAGGCAAUACUAUGCAUACCUCACAGAUACACAGUGCAAGAGGGUGGGAACUCAGUGCUGGGUGUUCGGGGUUAUUGCUUUCCUUGAAGCUAUUGUGUGCAUAAAGUUUGGACAGGAUCUUUUUUCCAAAACACAAAUACUGUACGUUGUGUUUUGGCUUCUCUGUGUGGCCUUUACAACUUUCCUGUGUUUAUAUGGCAUGGUUUGGUAUGCAGAGUACUAUGGCCUCCGAGAAAAGACCUUAUCAGAAAGUGAAGACAGCCCAUACAGUCCAGAUGCUUCCUGGCUUCAUUCUAAAUUCAGUAAAGCAGGUGCUGACAAUAGUCCACCAAAACUUUCAGUCAAUAGUGAAAGCCAUUCAUCUAGAAGGAGGAAUCGCCACUCCAAAUCAAAAGUAACGAAUGGAAUUGGCAAGAAGUAAGAAUGGUUUCUGAAGAUACCCUACAGUGUGACCAGAAGUGACAAAGAAAAUCAGACAUGGCUCUGAAUUUCCAAACCGAAGAUUGAUUUUUAAAUUUAAAGAUUAAAGAAAGGACGUGUUGGAGGAAAAGGAUGAUCAGGAUGGAGCCACCAGUGUAGUGGUGAUCAUUGCCUGCUGACACUUGCCAUUCACUGAUUUAAAUCUAGUUUCUUCAGCCUGUGGCACCAAAAGCUAAUGGAGAGUGUGCUGGAAAGGAAAGUAAUUUUGUCAUAGCAGGUACACCCUGUUUUGUGUUCAGGUGUUGCAAGUGCAUUUUUAAUAUCUUAAAGGCUAGUAAACUGAUAGUCAGUUGGCAUA
This is a messenger RNA of Pezoporus flaviventris, 1862 nucleotides long. RefSeq names its product phosphatidylserine synthase 1 (gene PTDSS1). The transcript has 13 exons. Gene Ontology annotation, biological process: phosphatidylserine biosynthetic process. The record is from RefSeq and is a predicted model, not a curated record. Gene Ontology annotation, molecular function: L-serine-phosphatidylethanolamine phosphatidyltransferase activity. The coding region runs from base 81 to 1505 and encodes 474 amino acids. NCBI's taxonomy places the organism in Eukaryota, Metazoa, Chordata, Aves, Psittaciformes, Psittacidae.